GCUUGAUGUUGAUUGGUCUGCAUGUGUUUACCUAAAAUUUGGGAGUAGCUUAAAAUGGAGAGUAUGUAAGGGGUCUCCCGUGAUCCAGAAAAUUGUAUCCAAGUAUAUAUGAUGGCUUAUCACACUCUCAUGUUCUGUUCCUUGCAAGUAAUUGUAACAGUUAAUAUUUUUGCCAAUUUUGCUUCAACAUCUUUGGUUUACAGUGGUCAUGUCUGCUACUACUCUGCAACAGCUGAAAGAUAUGUCACCUAUUAUAAAACGUAUAAGUGCGGACUUUUUGGAUGGUCAAGGUGUAAAAGUAGUGGGUCCCAUAGUGUCCCGUACACGUAUCGCCGGAGCCGUUGCUGUCGGGGUUGGACAAGUAGAAAUGCAGCCUGUGUGGUCCCUAUUUGCAGUCCCAGUUGUCGAAAUGGUGGAACAUGCAUAAGACCAAACGUGUGUAUUUGCCCAGUUACACAUUAUGGUUCUUACUGUCAGUUAAGUCAAUGCUCCUGGAAGUUCCCAUGUUACCCUGGUACUUGCAGUUCUGGUACAAACUGUAGGUGUACACCUGGAUUUGGAGGAGCACACUGUGGAAGUAUUAUCAGUGAUUCACAGAGCCCAAACAUUACAUCCUGUAAGGCAACUUUGAAUGACCGGACAGGAAGUCGAGAUCAUUUAGAGGCAGUGGCCAGCUGGCCAUAUAACACAACAGUUUAUGUGAAGAGACAGGAUUGGAACCACUUGAAAGUAGAGUGGACAAGUAGAUACAAUUUGACUACUGCACCACCUCGCCCUUCAUACAUUAGGAGUAUACUGCUUGGAAUUGUGAGCGGAAAUGCUCACCUGAGGUGGCAUAGUCAAGAUGAGAGGUACCUUUCUUCUGAGACUCUUCCUUGUGGAAAUGGUGAUAACGAAAGUAAUCCUAACCAAGGCAUCUCCAGUUGCAGAGUGGAAUACAGUUUUCCCAGACAUACCAUAAAACAUGAAGACAGGUUGGAAGUGGGUAUAUCAAGCAGGAAUGGAGGCUACAAGGUAGUAUUAAAUACAGAUGCUAAUUUAGUAAAAAACCAUGCAAUCAAAGGACGAGAUGCAACAAGAAAUUUCACCUACAUUUUCGACUUUGAGGAACCAAAGCAUAUUUGUCGUGACCUGGAUAAAUGUGCAGAAAAAGACUCUGCCUUAAUAACUUAUGUGGCAAAAAAUGGAACCCAGCCUCAGCUGGAGAUCCAGUGGGCUAACUGGAUAGAUGUGACAUCUGGUAUUGAGAAGUACGUCUACACCAUUCUCCGUGGUACCAUACAAAGUGGUUCACCUGUACACACUGGGGAAUGGAGAAGUGGCAAUCCAUGGCCAAUAUACAUUGUGAAUACAGGAACUUAUGCGGUUCUUCUAAAAGUUGUGGACAAAGCUGGAAAUCAAGCAACUGUGUCUAAAGAUUUUUGCCCCAGUCAAAACUGCUACCCAGGAUUCUGUGUCCCUGACACUGGAAAUUGUAUCUGCACAGCUGGAUUUAGUGGAGACAACUGUAAUACAAUCAGUGGAGAUAUCCAGGAUCCUACCAUCAAGAUGAUAAAGAUUAUGCUGACUGCAGAUGACAGCCUUCCCUUUGUGUAUGAGAAUGCAGCAGUAGAAUCAAACAUCAUCAACAUGUUCACCAAUAGGCUUGAUUUGGCAUAUUUGAAGUUGUCAUGGGAGGCAGAAUACAGAAUGAUGGGGGAUUUGCCAUCAAGACCACCAUCUGUGUCAGACUUCCAGAUAGGACUUGUUUCAUCUAAGGCUGAACUAGAAAUUGAGUCAGCUGGUGGCAGCACAAAGAAAGAGGCGACUCUGGACUGUCUUAAAGCUGACACCUCUUUGGAGUCCUUUGUACCCUGCAGCCAAACCCACAGACUGUCUGGUUCUAGAAAAGACCACGACAGACUAAAAAUUGUCCUGAAAGCUGAAAAUGGUGGCCACAAGAUUGUUUCUGGGCAAAACAUUAAAUACCAAGGAAAAACAGUUCAGCGCCAAAUCAACAUCCACUAUGAUACCGAGGCUCCAUAUUAUAACUGUGCUGCUGGCUCUGGGAAAUGUGAAGAUGAAGAAUUGAAAGUAGCAAUUGGACAACAAAUUAGUGUUAAUAAGAAAGAAAUACUUUUGACCUUAUCAUGGGGUGAUAACUGGAAGGAUGCAUUGUCUGGUAUUGCAAAUUUCCACUACUUCAUAUACAGCUACCUCGGUACCAAGAAGAUAGGAUUGGAGGACGCUCCUCUUGCAAAUGGCUCUUGGACAGCUGGAGACAGGUUUCCAACAUAUGAUGUGAAAAGUGAUAAAGCUGCAUUUACAGUUGUGCUCCAAGUGCUGGAUAAGGCUGGGAAUAAUAUUAGAGUGAGACGCGAUAUUGAUUUGACCAGUCCAAGAGUGGCAGCUUUGCUUGGAAAUGCACCAAGUGAUGGUGGAGGGGAUCAAAGUGGACUUCUAACAGUGCCAAUCUUCUUCUUCAUCCUGGUUGUUGCUGUGGUUGCGUUGGGAGCCGUGGCAGUCGUGCGACGGAGACAUGGUUAUCCUUGGUUGUGGAAAGACGAAAAGUUAAAAUUUUGGCAACCAAAAAAAAGGCAUGAAUAUGCAACUGCAGUUUACCAUAAUGACACAUAUGAUGAAGAUGAAGACCAGGGCAUUUACUAUGAGAGUGAGGCAUACGGCAGAAGUGUGGAAAUUUCCAGCAGCCAUAUUGUUCUGGGAGACACUCUCUGCUAUGGACAUUUUGCCAUAAUUAGACAUGCUGAGUGGACUCCUGAUAGACAGAAUUCUAUGGCAGUUAUUGCAAAAAUGUUGAAAGAUGCCAAGAGCAUAACAGACAGGCAGUUGAUGUUGGAUAAGAUCAAGUUUGUUGGAGAUGUUCCUCGUCAUGAGAAUGUUCUGGCCAUGCUCGGAAAGGUGACCGAUGACUUCCAGACAGAAGCAAAGAACUACCAUAGCUUGCAAUCGAACGCUCGUAUCGAAGUGUAA
This is a messenger RNA of Lingula anatina, 2970 nucleotides long. RefSeq lists its product as uncharacterized. Gene Ontology annotation, biological process: protein phosphorylation; positive regulation of kinase activity; cell surface receptor protein tyrosine kinase signaling pathway. Lineage: Eukaryota; Metazoa; Brachiopoda; Lingulata; Lingulida; Lingulidae. Gene Ontology annotation, molecular function: ATP binding; transmembrane receptor protein tyrosine kinase activity. The record is from RefSeq and is a predicted model, not a curated record. Gene Ontology annotation, cellular component: signaling receptor complex; plasma membrane.